CAAUAUCCAUUACCAAAAGGAUGGGCUAUAAAGGGAAAACAAAAAUUCGGAAAAAAAGGAGGUGCACAUAUUUCAAAAGAAGUUGCAGAUCUAUUAAAAAGUUAUUUUCACGCUGGAAAUGCCAAUUCUAGUCAAUGUUAUCAACCAGAGGAUAUGCUUUGUGCAUUAAACAAAAAGGCUGAUAAUAAUGAACUAGAUCAUACACAAAUACCUAAGCUAGAAACUAUACGCAAUUGGAUAUCCAGAUAUUCAAUUGCUAUAAAAAAAGAAAUAGCAGAAAAAAUGCUUACUAGCCUUAAUAAUAACUCUGAAAAAUAA
This is a messenger RNA of Racocetra fulgida, 318 nucleotides long. The record is from the annotation of a GenBank genome assembly. NCBI's taxonomy places the organism in Eukaryota, Fungi, Glomeromycota, Glomeromycetes, Diversisporales, Gigasporaceae.